Messenger RNA from Eleginops maclovinus (Patagonian blennie), 886 nucleotides. RefSeq names its product hemoglobin alpha embryonic-4 (gene hbae4). Gene Ontology annotation, biological process: oxygen transport; hydrogen peroxide catabolic process. Gene Ontology annotation, cellular component: haptoglobin-hemoglobin complex; hemoglobin complex; blood microparticle. NCBI's taxonomy places the organism in Eukaryota, Metazoa, Chordata, Actinopteri, Perciformes, Eleginopidae. The record is from RefSeq and is a predicted model, not a curated record. The transcript is spliced from 3 exons. The coding region runs from base 280 to 705 and encodes 141 amino acids. Gene Ontology annotation, molecular function: oxygen carrier activity; peroxidase activity; oxygen binding.
AGGAGUCCCCACCCUGCCUGUUAGCAGCCCGAUAACACGGAGCUAAAGACCGACACAAACUUUCACCAUCCCUCCUCAGCUUCAACCACAGAAGGAUUUCUUACUUCUACUCUGCAUCCAGUUCUGCGUUUUUACCGUAACGGCGUUAAAUUGGCGAUACAAUGGUUGAUUAACGCCUAUUACGCACACCCUUGUUGUGAGUCCGACGUGCUCCGCUGCAAAGUUGUUAUACUUUAAGUUACAGAGAACAUUCGUUAAACUUGAAUGCAAUAAGCUGCAAUGCUCUCAAAGAAAGAGAAAAAGCUCAUCGCAAAAAUAUGGGAAAGUCUGACUCCUGUGGCAGAGGAUAUCGGAGCAGAUGCGCUUCUUAGGAUGUUUGCCUGUUUCCCGGGAACCAAGACCUACUUCUCACACCUGGACAUCAGCCGUGGCUCCCCUCACCUGCGAUCUCAUGGGAAGAAGAUCAUUCUGGCCAUCGCAGAGGGAGCCAAAGACAUCAGUCAGCUGACCGUCACCCUCGCUCCUCUGCAGACUAUGCAUGCCUACCAGCUCCGGAUAGACCCCACCAACUUCAAGCUCUUGUCACACUGUAUGCUCGUCGCGCUGUCCUGUCACAUGGGCGACGACUUCACAGCGGUUGUACACGCAGCAAUGGACAAGUACCUGUCAGCCUUUGCAGCCGUGCUCGCCGAGAAAUACAGAUGAGACCCAGGCCCAGUCGUGUGUUUGUAGGAAGUAUAUACAAAACAUUCAUGAUGUCGUAUGAUGUGAAAUAUUUAUAUAUGUGUAGCUGUUCCAAUGCAAUAUUUUAUAACAAUACAAAUGUGCAAUUAAAAUGGUCCCUGUUCUGUUGUAUGACGACAUAAAGUUCAAGCACCAAAAGUUU